Acanthaster planci (crown-of-thorns starfish) is the source of this 2349-nucleotide messenger RNA. RefSeq lists its product as uncharacterized. The record is from RefSeq and is a predicted model, not a curated record. Gene Ontology annotation, molecular function: calcium ion binding. Gene Ontology annotation, biological process: cell-matrix adhesion. Lineage: Eukaryota; Metazoa; Echinodermata; Asteroidea; Valvatida; Acanthasteridae. Gene Ontology annotation, cellular component: lysosome; extracellular region.
UUUAAUUUGGAUAGGAAAGUAAACUUGAAGAUUGUGAACGUGCAGCUGCAAGUACUGGGCAACUCGACAGUUACACCAGUACCCCUAUAGAUAGUAUUGGCCACAUACAUUCGCGUCAUUACACCCUUCAUGAGUCAUAAGGAGUGGGUACGUGCAGCUCCGAUAUUUGUGGUUUGAACUUAAGUGAAUUACUGCCUCUUCUAAACGCAGUUAGAAGACGCCUUUUCGACAGCUUUUGAAUCACAACCUCUUGAGGCCUCAAAGAUGUCAUUUAGUUCACUAGCCUGUUUAUUGAUGGUUGUGAUUGCUGGGGCGCAAGCCAAUGUUGCGCAGGGCUUGCCAUUCCGUGGUGUGUACAAUCCUUUUUCACACCAUGCCGACGAGCCCCAACCAUGCAGCAUACCACGUUACUUCACUUACCUGCAAGAGGACUUCGUGACCACUGUAGAGGAAGGCCGACUGAAAGUUGAGGAAGAAAGCUGGGAGGGAGCCUACGAUACUAUUGCUCAGAAAUACUCCGCCAAGAAAGAAGAACGCUUCUUCAACGGAACAGAUGAUUACUCCAAAAUAAUUUUUGAUGAAGGAAAGGGUGUGGAGUAUAUCAUCGAAAAGAGAGGGGAGGAAACGGUGUGUCUGGUACUUGACAUCGAGGGGCAGAAGUUCCCAGAUACUUAUACUUUUCCGAAGAAUGCCAAGUUUGUUGGUGAAGCAACGUUGGGCGACCGUGAUCUCGUUGUGAACGUGUGGUACUACCCCAGCGAGGACAACACCAAACACACCGUAAAAACCUACACCCGUGAAGAAUGCGUUCCAAUCGGGCUGAGGCAUCGCAAAUUUGAUCCCCAAACAGGAGUGGAAAUCGAGUUGAGGGAAUCGAGUUUGUACGACAUCAAGCUUGGGAUUUGUGACGAAGAAAAAUACUUCAAAGUACCGGAUGAAUGCAAAGAGGGGCGCGCCUUGAAGGAACCAACACUAACCAUGAUGAAGAUCCGAAACCAUUUUAAUUAGGUUUAUUGGCCUUAACGUGUUAUCAGAAACGACGCUAAGAGCGGAUUCUGUCCUGGUUUAAAUUAAUCUUCCUGUUUUUAAGUGUAUUAGGUAAGCACAUGCAUACUUUUGGACUGUCAAUGUAGCAAAUCACGACCCUGCAAAAUAAUUUUUCCCAGCACGAUGUGUGGCAAAGGGGGACCCCCUACGCUAUGCACAAGCUAUAUAACCAGGGCUAUUAUGCCUACUUCACCCCCCUGAAAAUGUGAAAGGAAUUCUAAAGAUUCCGUAAACACAAAAGACGACACAAUGGGGGGGGGUAGUGGAGCACCCUUUUGCCAGAUGUCGAGCAUCAAAUGAAAAUAACUAUGCUCCGUAAUAUUGGACGAAGCGGUCAAACACAUGUUUUUUGUAACAUAGCGUAUGCCAUAAGGAAUACUGCAGAACCUAGCCAGCAUCGUGUAUUCGAACAAAAGAAAAGCAGAGCAGCGUUCCAAAGCUGACUGUUUUAAGAAUUAAUGAUAAAUUUACGUUCCCUGUAGCGCAUGUAUAGGCAAUUCAGACUUCUUGUAUUUUUGAGCUUAAGAUACUCAUAAAUAAGCGCAUAUUUGCAAUUUUUAUAUGCACGAUUCAUCAUGAGACUACCACUUUAAACAAUAGAAAGAUUUCAGAGGGAUAAACAUUAGCCUGCAUGAAUUUUUCAAAGGUUUAUUUUUGAUGAUACCCGAAACUGUGUUUUGUCUUCCAGUGUAAUGUAUAUCCAACCUCCGUUUUGUUAAAUCCGUAAUUAUAUUGUGUACAAAUGAAACAGGUUUGUACGGUCGGAAAAAUUACUAUAAUUGUAUUCAUGUGAAAUUUAAUCUUAAAAUGUCUUCAAUCUAACGAUUUGUGUUGCACGACUUCAAACCCCCUAACCGUCAGAGUCCAAGGAACUCGUUUUUCUCACGGUAAGCGCAACUGCCAUUAAUUCACUGCAAAGUAUGGAAUUUUUGAAAAUUCGCUCAAUUGCUUCUCAGUGAUGGUGAUGACUUUAUAACGAUACUGUACAACAAUUGUGUAAAUGACUUGGCUGUUAUUCAAGUUCUUACAUGUCCUACCCUCCUUUAAUAUUUAGUUUAGUCAAAGUUAACAUAAAUCAAUACGUUUAAUCGGCACAACCUCACAAAUAGUGUUUGUCUUGCGUUUAUGAUAACAAGGCUGUCUCUUCAAAUGAUAUACAUGUAUAUCAAAGGUAUACUUGAAAUGUCAAACAUAUUCUUACUUUCCAUAUGUAGUUUUUUAAUUCCAUAGUUAGACCCUGCUUUUACUCAAGAUGUUCCAUGAAGUUUAAUAAAGUAGCUCACUAUUUUAGCAAGGCACAAG